CUAAACCCUGUUGAGCCAUCAAAUCAAUCCACGCGAUUACUGCAUAGCUCGCUCGCUUGUUCCACCAAUCGAUCAGUGCAAUGGCGCCCUCCAAGCUGGUCCUCUUCCUCGUUGUGAACCUGGCUCUCCUCGCCUCCGCCGCGCAUGCCUGCGCUCCAUACUGCCCCACCCCAAGCCCACCGCCACCGACGUUAACUUGCUCGGUUAACACUCUGAAGCUGAAAGUGUGUGCCAACGUGUUGAACCUGCUCAAGCUCAACCUCCCCGUGCCGGAGAAUGAGGAGUGCUGCCCGCUGCUGUCCGGGCUCGCCAACCUUGAUGCCUCCGUUUGUCUCUGCACUGCCAUCAAGGCCGAGAUCCUCGGCAUCAAACUCAAUGUACUUGCCGACUUCACCCUCCUCCUAAACCAGUGCCGCAAGACCUGCCCCGACAACUACACCUGCUCCAUCUGAUACAUCGUCCAUCAGAAAAGCAUUAAACCUCGUCAUCCCUCUACAUGCAAAUCACUCUCGUAACUUUCAUGUCUUACCAAUCUACCUACAUAUGUCUUCUUAUUUGUUCCAGUACGACUGAGAUGUUCAUCCAUCAUUGUAUCUCAUUGUGAGAUGUGGAAGUGAUUCGCAUAGUUGUAAAAUCAUGUACACAUUUUGUAUAUUGUACGUACACGAAGAAGUUCGUUCA
Molecule: messenger RNA, 681 nt
Organism: Lolium perenne
Lineage: Eukaryota; Viridiplantae; Streptophyta; Magnoliopsida; Poales; Poaceae
Product: cortical cell-delineating protein-like
Source: RefSeq, a predicted model, not a curated record